Molecule: messenger RNA, 525 nt
Organism: Mercenaria mercenaria
Lineage: Eukaryota; Metazoa; Mollusca; Bivalvia; Venerida; Veneridae
Exons: 3
Coding region: 142-471 (109 amino acids)
Source: RefSeq, a predicted model, not a curated record
AGUCCCUUAAAAUUUGCAAAUAAGAUGGACGUCCUUCCUGUUAAUGCUGGUCUGUAAUAUCUAUCCGAAUUUUGAGUACAUUUUAGAUUUGUGAAUUUUAAAUGGUAUAGAUUUUAUGUUUACACGCUUGUUGAUCAGUUCAUGGGGAAUGGGGUAAAUGGUCACCGUGGACAGGGGAGUGUUAUUGUGAAGGCCGCCAGUUCCGGCACCGACUUUGCGACAGUCCGGAGCCACAGUUCGAUGGAAACACCUGUCCUGGAAAACCUAUUUCUUCCCGACCAUGCACAAAUGCCACAACCGAUUGCAAAGCAUAUGAUGAGCCUAAGAAACAAAGUGUUUGUGAAGAUGACUUGUCAGACUAUGGUGGGUUUAGUAGUUGGUCAGAAUGGAGCUCAUGUUCCUCCGAAUGUGGACACGGGCUCAGUUCAAGAACCAGGCAAUGCAAAUGGUCUGCGCCUAUGGCGGGUAUAAGACCUUGCACCGACGAUGUUGUCGAAAGUCGACCCUGUCGAGGGAAAGGAAACU